GUACACUAAACAAUAAUGGCAAGCUAAAAAGCCUGCUGCGUUAAACUCCUACACAUCAUGCAGGUGAAAUGACCCUGAACCCCACGCUCACUCUGCUCCUAUAAAUCCUGCAGAGGCAAUAUAACACCCGGUCUCAUUUAACAGAGUGCUCACGUCUUAUGACAGCAUGGUGGACUGAAAGAGGCGCUGAUGACUCAGAAGAGGAAGGUCAGUGCUGAAGGCGGGUUUUGUUAUGGGGUCUUAUGCAAACCUGAUGUUGAAAUGAAAUCCGGAACAUCUGCAUUGAUGAUAAGAUAUAAUAUGGCUGAGUGCACGUCGUUGGUGAGGAUGGAGAUGGAGUGUGGAGGUGUUAGUAUAUUAAAUAGUAUUUAUUAAACUUUAAUUAUAAGGAACAUGUCUAUCUAUUAGAUAGGUAGAUUUCCUGUUUUUGGUUAUGCACAUUUCUACUUUUUAUCACCAAAUGAUUAUUUAGAUCAUACCCCAGCUUCCGUGCUCAUGCACGUGCCCUCUGAGGUGCCAUUGCAUCCAUACCUGGGUAGCACGAGCGGUGUGCGCACACACACACACACACACACACACACACACACACCCCUCGCACACUCCAGCGUCACGAGAAGAUGAGCGCGCGCUGCUGACUGAAGGCGCAGUCGUUUCGAAGCUCUCCGGGUUUCCCCGUGGUUUGUUCCUCACGGGACCUGAGAACACAAUGGAGAACUUCACCACCAGCAGCAGCAGCAGCAGCAGCAGUGACCCCUCCAGCGUAGCGCUUCUGAACUUCCCGGUGGACGCCCUGAACGUGUCCGAGAUGCCGCACGUUGCCCUGGCGAGCUGGCGCGCGUCGGUGGAGCCGCCGGUGCCCGCGCGCUUGGUCGUAGCGUUCUGGGACUCGCCGCUGAGCCACGGCAUGAACGUUUUCGUGGGCUUCACCCUGUGCUUCACCAUGCUCGGGCUCGGCUGCACGGUGGAUAUCGCGCAGAUGGGCGAGCACGUGCGCAGGCCGGUCGGGGUGCUGCUCGCGGCCGUCUGCCAGUUCGCCAUCAUGCCGCUGGUGGCCUUCCUGCUGGCGCUCGCCUUCUCUCUGGACGACGUGGCCGCCGUUGCUGUGCUGCUGUGCGGCUGUUGCCCCGGGGGCAACCUGUCUAACCUCAUGACCUUACUGAUCAACGGAGAGAUGAACCUUAGUGUUGUAAUGACCAUCUCGUCCACGGUGCUGGCGCUGCUGCUCAUGCCGGUGUGUUUGUGGCUGUACAGUCGGGCGUGGAUUGACACGCCGGUGGUGCAGCUGCUGCCCCUGGGUGCUGUUACUCUCACUGUGUGCAGCACACUCAUUCCCAUCGGACUCGGGGUCGCACUCAGGGCCCGGUACCCCCGCGCCGCCGACAUCGUGCUCAAGGUGUCACUGUGGUUGAUGCUGGUCACACUGGUGCUGCUGUUCAUCAUGACGGGUGUCAUGCUGGGGCCCGAGCUGCUGGCAACCAUCCCUCCGGCGGUGUACGUAGUAGCCGUGCUGAUGCCGAUGGCGGGAUACGCAGCAGGCUACGGGCUGGGUGUGUUGUUCUCUCUUCCCCCCAACAGCUGCCGCACCGUAUCGCUAGAGACGGGCUGCCAGAACGUCCAGCUCUGCAAUGCCAUCCUGAAACUAACCUUCCCACCACAGCUCAUGGGCGCGAUGUACAUGUUCCCGCUCCUAUACGCGCUCUUCCAGGCAGCCGAGGCCGCAGUCAUCAUCCUAGUGUAUCGCGUGUACAGGAGCGAGGUGCUCCGCAAGCAGGACCUGAACGGUGAGGAUGACAACGACACCAGCGUCACAUACAAGCGAAUGAAAGAGGAGGAAGAUGGCCCGUUCGACACCUCGUACGGCUCGGUUACCGUAAACAACCCCGACUACAUUGAGCUGGAAACUCAGGGAGGGACGGGAAGUCCAACACCUCUCUAGAAGCCACCAAGAAAUCUAAUAAAAUACGGGACAUCACUGUGAACAGUUGCUUGAACUGUGCAAUACAUUGUGCCAUUCUAUGCUUCUUUGCCAAUCAUUUGCUGAUGAAGUGUUGUAGCCAUACUGCAAUUUGAUUUCUCAUUACCUCG
Molecule: messenger RNA, 2085 nt
Organism: Silurus meridionalis
Lineage: Eukaryota; Metazoa; Chordata; Actinopteri; Siluriformes; Siluridae
Gene: slc10a4
Product: solute carrier family 10 member 4
Exons: 3
Coding region: 707-1936 (409 amino acids)
Biological process (GO): bile acid and bile salt transport
Cellular component (GO): membrane
Molecular function (GO): bile acid:sodium symporter activity
Source: RefSeq, a predicted model, not a curated record